CGCAAGCCAAGUGUCCGAUUCGCUUACUCUCAUCUACCCCUUGGCAGAUUUAGUCGCGACUGAACUGCCAUCUAAUGGAUCGAGCGAGUUAUCGUUCUUGAGGGAACCAAAUACUAACCAAUCAGAUAACGCGUUAUAAAUUCUGGUACAUGUGUAUGUUUACAAAAUGGAGUUGACGGAUGAAAAGAGAAAACAGAUUGAAGACAGGUUUAGCAUAGAGUGUUUGAGGGGAAAUCAAGUAAAUGGGAUCAAAGCGGUUUGUAAUGGAAAGGAUGUAUUCGUAGGAUUGAAGACGGGUAGCGGGAAAUCUAUGAUUUACGAAAGCAUUCCCGUCAUUUGUCAUGACGCUUGUGUCAUAGUUGUGACAGCCCUUGUUUCCAUAAUGAAAGAACAAACGGAAAGACUCUGCAAGCUAGGUUUCACUUGUACAUAUAUUGGAAAGGACCCAGACGACGAUGAUGUGUUACAGGAAGGGGGAUUUCAGUUUAUUUUUGGCAGUCCGGAGGCACUGGUUGGCGAGAAGAAGUGGAGGGAUAUGGUAUCCAAAUUAAGAGAGAAAAUUAAAGUCAUCGUCGUGGACGAGGCCCACACAGUUGUUCAAUGGAGUGAAGGAAAUGAUCACCAUAAGGCCUUUAGGGAACAUUUCAGUCAAAUAGGAGAGUUGAGAGCAAUUUGCCCAGACGUCCCUAUAGCUGCCUUAACCGCAACAUCAGGUCCUGCACAGCGUCGCAAAAUCACGAGAAGUCUUUGCUUCAGGACAUCUGAAACUGUGAUCAUAUCAGAGUCUCCCGAUAGGAAAAACAUUAAAAUAUCCUCAAUGUGUGUCCCUAACAACAGUGAAAUUGAAGAUGUAAUGGGUUGGUUGUUGAAUGAAUUUGAAAAGAAAAAGGAAACACUUCCAAGACAUAUAAUAUUUUCAGAAUCAAUAAGUGAUGUGUCUAAAAUUUAUGCAAUAUUUAGAAAAAGGAUAGGAAAAAGUGAACAUUAUGAAAUGUUUCAUAGCAAAACAGUAGAAGGCAGAAAAGAAUACAUUAGGUCAGAUAUGACAAAAGAUGGAAAAAUUAGAAUUUUGAUAUGUACCAAUUCGGCAGGCAUGGGUGUAAAUUUCUACAAAGUACAUAAUAUUAUUCAUUAUGGCCUCCCAAGAGAAAUGGACACUUUUGUUCAACAGAUGGGUAGGGCAGUCAGGGAUGGAGAAUUUUCGCAUGAACUUAUUAUUUACACAUUCCACAAGGGACAAUUAAAACGAGUUGAAGAGGAACUUAGUAAUGUAGCUGAAAUAGAGUGA
Molecule: messenger RNA, 1288 nt
Organism: Ostrea edulis (European flat oyster)
Lineage: Eukaryota; Metazoa; Mollusca; Bivalvia; Ostreida; Ostreidae
Product: ATP-dependent DNA helicase RecQ-like
Exons: 2
Coding region: 167-1288 (373 amino acids)
Biological process (GO): double-strand break repair via homologous recombination; telomere maintenance
Cellular component (GO): cytoplasm; chromosome; nucleus
Molecular function (GO): nucleic acid binding; four-way junction helicase activity; 3'-5' DNA helicase activity
Source: RefSeq, a predicted model, not a curated record